AUGUCGGACGUCCCAGGUCCCUCGAAAUAUUCCGAAGUAGACAUGGAAGAAAAUGAGGAAGAAGAAAGAAACACUCCCAACAACACUCCAAGCAUGGACGUUUAUGGGGAAGAGGUCGCAAACCCAAUUCAGGAUCUAAUCGAUAAGCUCAACGAAGAGCUCGAACAGCUUCGCAAAGACGCAAGGAAAAGGAAAUGUUUUCAGAUGGCGGCGAAAAAAGCCAGGGAAAACAUCAACAGAAUAGAGCAGCAACUCAAAUCCUUACUUCACGAGCCGAGGCCCCAACCAACGGAAAACCAAGUGCAGGAGCCCACGCCACAACCACAACAUAGGGCGGCAGCGCAAGAACAAGCGACGGAAUCGCAAUCGAAGUUUUAG
Messenger RNA from Cylicocyclus nassatus, 378 nucleotides. The record is from the annotation of a GenBank genome assembly. NCBI's taxonomy places the organism in Eukaryota, Metazoa, Nematoda, Chromadorea, Rhabditida, Strongylidae.